GUCCAAUGGAAAUUGUCAUCAAUGUAAUUGACCAAAAUGAUAAUAAGCCUCUGUUUACUCAAAAUCCUUUUAAUGGACAUGUUCAUGAAGCUGCUGGAAAAGAUUAUGAGUUUAUGACAGUCACAGCCACUGAUGCAGAUGACCCAGAAACGUACAACGGUAUAGUCAACUACGCAAUUGUCAGCCAAGAGCCACCAUUUCCAAAAGCAAACAUGUUUGAUAUCAACAUUUUAUCUGGAACCAUUCGUGUGCGAGAACCAGACAUGAACAGAGAGCAAUGGCCCAGAUAUACUUUGUUAAUUGUGGCUGCUGACAUGGAAGGAGAAGGUUUGUCAACCACUGGCACAGCUGUUAUUACAAUUACUGACAGCAAUGAUAACCCUCCUCAGUUUGAGCAAACUUCGCACGUCGUAUCUGUCCCAGAGAAUAAAGUAGGGGCUGUAGUGGCCAAACUUGCAGUUUCUGAUGGAGAUGAAGUUGGAUCACCGGCCUGGUCAACCAAGUAUCGCAUUAUUAGUGGUGACAAGGGUGGGUUUUUCAAUGUCAGUACUGGACCCACCCAGCUGGAGGGCAUCAUCACCACUGUUAAGCCCCUGGACUUUGAGAAGACCAAGCAGUACGUCCUGUCUGUGAUUGUUGAGAAUGAUGAUCUAUUUGUCGGUUCUUUGCCCACUUCCACUGCCACGGUCACAGUGAAUGUAGAAGACGUAAAUGAACCUCCUGAGUUUAAUCCAAAAGAGAAGGUUAUCUUCAAACCUGAAGAUGCACCAGUUGAUACUGAAUUGGUUACUUAUACAGCCACUGAUCCAGACAUUGGAAAAUCACAGAAGAUAAUGUAUAAAAUGGGCAAUGAUCCUGCUGGCUGGCUCAGUGUGUCUCCAGAGACUGGAGUGAUUAAAGUCAGAACCCUUAUGGAUAGAGAAUCCGUUUAUGUCAAAGAUGGAAAAUACAGAGCUAUCAUUUUGGCCGUGGAUGAUGACGCAUCUCCAGCAACUGGCACAGGAACCCUGAUAAUUGAAUUGGAGAAUGUAAAUGACAACGCUCCUGUGAUAAAUGAAAGGAAUGUAAGAGUUUGCAAUCGUGGAUCAGCCCCAGUUCUUCUCUCUAUAACGGACAAAGAUGGACCUCCUUUUGGUGCACCCUUUAGCGUUGAGGCCCAAGGAGAAACCAGUAAAAACUGGUCCACCUCAAUGAAUGACACAUCAACUGGUGUUUUUCUGCAUCUCAAGUCUCAAUUGGAGCAGGGGGACUACAAUGUAGUCCUGAGAGUGUUUGAUCAACAUAAGCUGUAUCAGGACAGCUCCAUUCAAGCAACUGUGUGUGACUGCACAGGAGAUGAAGUCCGGUGUUCUGACAAACUGGUAGCAGGGAUGCCACUAUCUGGAGUGCUUGGGAUCCUGGGAGGAAUCUUGGCUCUGCUGUUGCUCGUUCUUCUUCUGCUUUUGUUCCUGAGGAGGAAAAGCGGUACCAAAAAAGAACCCCUCCUUCCUGAAGAUGAUGUACGAGACAACAUCUACUAUUAUGAUGAGGAAGGCGGUGGAGAAGACGACCAGGAUUAUGAUCUGAGUGUGUUGCAUCGUGGCUUGGACAACAGACCUGAAGUGUUCCGAAAUGAUGUGGCACCCACUUUCCUGCCAGCACCUCAGUAUAGACCUCGACCAGCCAACCCUGAGGAGAUUGGGACGUUCAUUGAUGAUAAUCUGAAUGCUGCGGAUAACGAUCCUACAGCACCCCCCUAUGACUCCCUCCUGGUGUUUGACUAUGAAGGAGGAGGCUCAGAUGCAGGUUCACUCAGCUCCCUCAACUCUUCCAGCUCAGGACACGACCAAGACUAUGACUUCCUCAAUGAGUGGGGCCCACGCUUUAAGAAGCUGGCAGACAUGUUUGGCGGAGGAGAGGAUUAAGAUCCCCAUUUUAAGAUUUAAUUUACUCCCCUCCCUCCUCUGUGCAAGAGGCACAUUGGUGGUUUAUAAGUGCAAAAAUGAGAAUGGUGAUUUGCAUGUGUUUAAAGUUGGAACUGGUGUAAUAGCACUGUUCAUGCAUCAGCAUAAACAAAGAAUCUUUGACUUGAUGUGUUUUCUUUUAAUGGGAGCAGGUUUUUUUUUCUCAUCCUCUCUUUAAAUGAAGCUCCCAAUUGAAAAUACUUUGAAUAUUUGCUCUGAUUGCUCAGUGGGUAAGAAGCUAUAAUAUGGCAUGAGAUGUUUGUCCAAAGCUGUUUAACUGUAUAUUUUAUGUAAUGCUUUUUGUAACCUUUUGUUAACUAUGGCAUUAAAGAUUGAUCUAAAGCAUGAAUGAUACUGUAAAUUUACCAUUUUUGAAAAGCACUGAUUUUUCAAAAACUGUGAUAUUUGCAGGUGUCCUAUUUCUGUCCUUUUUCCACUCUCAGCUGCAAGGAUGUUCCUGACUUUUUUUGAAAAUGUUUUUCUUUUAUAUAGUUAUGAUUGUUUAGGCAUUGUUUUACACUGCAUAUUUUAUUAAACAAAUUACUUUUA
Molecule: messenger RNA, 2492 nt
Organism: Sinocyclocheilus grahami
Lineage: Eukaryota; Metazoa; Chordata; Actinopteri; Cypriniformes; Cyprinidae
Product: B-cadherin-like
Exons: 11
Coding region: 6-1904 (632 amino acids)
Biological process (GO): homophilic cell-cell adhesion; cell migration; adherens junction organization
Cellular component (GO): cytoplasm; plasma membrane; adherens junction
Molecular function (GO): cadherin binding; beta-catenin binding; calcium ion binding
Source: RefSeq, a predicted model, not a curated record